Patiria miniata (bat star) is the source of this 3139-nucleotide messenger RNA. It is a transcript of the gene tgfbr2, whose product is annotated as TGF-beta receptor type-2-like. Gene Ontology annotation, molecular function: transforming growth factor beta receptor activity; transforming growth factor beta binding; type I transforming growth factor beta receptor binding. Gene Ontology annotation, cellular component: signaling receptor complex; plasma membrane. NCBI's taxonomy places the organism in Eukaryota, Metazoa, Echinodermata, Asteroidea, Valvatida, Asterinidae. The record is from RefSeq and is a predicted model, not a curated record. Gene Ontology annotation, biological process: protein phosphorylation; transforming growth factor beta receptor signaling pathway; cellular response to growth factor stimulus. The transcript is spliced from 6 exons. The coding region runs from base 914 to 2779 and encodes 621 amino acids.
CGCGGACGUAGCUAAAAUGUUGCGGUGAGUUUUUGACAAAACUUAUUUAGACCGGAGCAAAAUUGUCUGGUGGUGAAUCAGCUGCGAUCCUUCGGGGACUUGAUACUCGCAACCUACAGUGAGCACAGUGGUGCCAAAGCCUGUUUUUGUAGGUUAGAUCUGAGUGAGAGUUGACUUGAUCAGAAUCCAGCAAGCUUCAUUUAUAGCAGCCGGUAGUACAUGUACGUCGAAUGGAAUUCAUGUUAAGGCGCAAUGGGCAUGCUCGCAUAAUGUCGCCAAUUUGAUUUUGUUCCAAAGUCGGCGAAAACCCCCACACAAAUUCCCGGAACAUAAUUCGCCAGUCACGUCACGUUCGGCCGGUGCAAAACACCAGACUUUGACUUCUCGUGCAACACUACAAUAACACUGAGUGGAUUUACACGUGACUCGAGCAAGUACUGUUCUCACAACGUCCCGCUGUGCUACGAACUAGAUUUUGAGUUGUCAGCUGGAGGCUUCUGUGAAAUUUGUUUUGACAGUAAAGGAUAAAAAAAAUUAUAGGGAGUUGAGAUAUCCACCGGCUCCGUUCACGACAGGCAAUUUCCGGAGAUAAAUAUUUAUUGUCAGAAAUUCCGGUGGAACAAAGUUACUCCUCCAAAUCUGUUGCGUUGAGAGGAUUGGAACUGUGAUUUUCAACUGACACCCUUUUCUGAACAAGGACACCUCCCAUCGAAUUGCCAAAUCGUGUCAUCGCACAUACUUUUGGCAAAGAGUAAAUAUUAGUAGCUGUCCAGGAGCGUGCGGUUGUAAGGUCCCACCGGGUCAACCGUACUGAAUUUGCUGUCAACAGUAAUUAUUAUUGUUCGCAGAAUCGCCUAGAAGCCACCGUUCUUCCCAUCAGGUCAAACAGUGGUCAUCCAACUUGACAAAGACAAUGGGUCUUGCGUAUCCGGAGCCUACUUUGUGGGCACGUAGACCACAAUCACGUACCCAGGCUAUAGUCCUUGCUACAUUCGUGAUCAUCUGUGCCUGGUUGGCCGCUUCCACCGAGGCAGCCACUCACUGCUUUGGCUGCGAGAAUACUAUCGUAGACUGCGACAUGGACCGCAUGGUCUGUCGAAGCCGUUGCGACCAGAAAGUCGCUUGUCGCGGCGAGAACUCUUACUGCCUGGUGGCCACGUAUCUCGACCCGGACGCGGCGUCUGUCAACGGCAGCGAUGCCCCCCAGCGGGCAUCCUUGAUGUGCUUCGAACAGGACUACUCGCUCAAGGAGACCGACGUCACGCCUCACUUCUGCGGUGUCGUGCUGGACAGUGGCGUGGACUACUCCGGAGGAUCCGCGGACGACUCCUUCUCUUACACCUGCACGUGCACGCACGAUUACUGCAACGACGCCAUUUACUUGCCGGGUGCCGAGGAGCCCAAACUCCCCACCGUGGUGGCCGAGACGGAUGGCACGAUAAAGCCCGAUGCAUCCAACACGCUUCAAGGGACUCCUUCCAAGGGUGCAUCUGACAUUGUGACCACGCCGAAUGACAAGGUCGGGUCAUCUGAUGAUGGGACAGAUGGAGGGAAGCAAAUCCUUGCUAUCGUGCUACCACUAGGCCUUCUCGCAGUGAUUGUCCUCGUCGUUGUGUUUGUCGUCACCGGUUUCUACCUUCACCGCUACUGUCAGAGGCUGAAGCAGGACCGCAAGAUGCACCCUCCAACGGAGAGUACCAGCCUGGACUUGACAACCGAGGAUAGUGACGUCAAGGUCAUAGGCCAAGACACCCCACCUGAGAGUCCCGUGCACCUGCGCGGCAACUACCUGCCCAUAUCGCUGAACACCGUCAUCGGGAGAGGGCGCUUCGGCGCAGUCUGGAAGGCGGACUUGAAGCAAGCCGAGGGUGGUGUCGAGACGGCUGUGGCUGUCAAGAUCUUUCACGAGAUGGACUCGGCCUCUUGGAGCGUGGAGAAGGAGAUGUUCACCGACGAGACGGUCAUGCUCAAACACGAGAACGUGGUGGAGUUCAUUGCAGCCGAGGUGCGGCCAGGCAGCUAUGACUCCCAGCGCCAGUUCUGGCUGGUCACAAAGUACUACCCCAAGGGCUGCCUGUACCAGUACCUGAAGCAUCAUACCGUGGGCUGGCAGGAGAUGUGCCGACUAUCGGGUACCACGGCACGUGGGGUGGCCCACUUACACGCCGACGUAUAUGGACCUCAUGGCCUCCACAAGAUCCCCGUGGCACACAGGGAUCUCAAGAGCUCCAACGUGUUGGUGAGAAAUGACGGGACGUGUGCCAUAGCAGAUUUUGGGUUGUCUAUACAACUAGACCCUACGUUGUCAAUAGACCAACUGGCCAACAGCGGUCAGGCGGGUACCCCUCGCUACAUGGCACCCGAAGCUUUGGAGAGUAAGGUCAACCUCCACGACAUCGAGUCCUUCAAACAAAUGGACGUGUACUCCCUCAGCCUGAUCGUUUGGGAGAUAGCCAAACGUUGCUACGUUGGCGAUGUGGUGUCGGCAGAGCUGGAACACCAGCUGCCGUUUCACGACAGCGUGCCGGGCCGUGCGAACAUCGAGGACAUGAAAACGGUGGUAUCACUUCAGAGAGAACGACCGGCCAUCCCAGACUCGUGGCAUGAAAAUACGGGCAUGCAGCUUGUAGCAGCCACCGUGGAGGAUUGCUGGGACUGCGACCCCGAAGCCCGCCUGACAGCGCACUGCGUGGAGGCCCGCUUCACUGAACUUAUCACCUGGACCGAAGGGGAGCAGAACCCGGGACAUAAUGACAUCAACACUAUCACCGUAGUUUGAACCAAUAAUAGGUUCAUUAAAUCAUUCCAAAAUUACUUUAUUUGUAGUCGAGCCCCUCAUGUGUCCAUCACAAGUCAAUGAGUCUUCAAGUCACAAACUAUUUUAAAUUAACUGCGACAAAAGACAUUCUACUGUUAAAGUGUUAUCGUUCAUCCCCAGUUUCUUGUGACUGGACUUGUGCGAUUUACUUUGACAGGUGUCGUAUGAAAUUUGGACUCCUUCGUGCAAUUUGGUCUUUACACGUGAUCUGUCAGAGUUCUACUUAUCUUAACUUGGGCAUGCGCCAUUCAACCAAUGAGUCCGUAUUUGUAUCGUUUCGGUUUGCGGUAACACCAUGUGGUAAUAACUACUGCUUAGAAG